Molecule: messenger RNA, 1345 nt
Organism: Colius striatus (speckled mousebird)
Lineage: Eukaryota; Metazoa; Chordata; Aves; Coliiformes; Coliidae
Product: transmembrane protein 45B
Exons: 7
Coding region: 139-993 (284 amino acids)
Source: RefSeq, a predicted model, not a curated record
AGGGAGAAGGACAGGCAGGAGCUACAGGUCCUCUGACAGGGAAAAUAAGCUGUGUGUGUCUCCUCAAGCAGAGCUCCCUUCCCUGGCUGCUGCUCACCCUGAGGCUUCAGCAGCUUUGUGGUCCAACGAGCCAGCCUGAUGCCAACAAGCUUCCUGGGCAGUGCCCUCAGGGGCACCUUCUUCUUCCUUUUUGGCCUCUGGUGGUCUGUGAGAUACCCCCUGAAGUACCUCAGGAGGAAGGCUGAGGCUCAGCCCAGCAAUGGGGUUCAGCGUGUGGAAGUCUUCGAAGGGACAGUCAAAGCUUUCUUUGCUCUUGCAGGGAUACUGGCUGAGCAGUUCAUUCCCACUGGUCCCCACCUGCAGCUGUACAGCCCCAAGAGCCACAGCUGGACAGACCUCACCCACUGGCACUACACCACCAUCUACCUCUUCUUCCUCAUCUCUGGCAUCGUGGACAUAGUCUCCCAGUCCUCGCUCAGGCUGCCGCAGGGUUUGGAUCGGCUCUCGCUCGCCCUGGCUCUGGCCAUCGAAGGUUUGCUCCUCUGUUGCCAUGACUACAGUGAUGCUGCACUGGACCAACACCUCCAUGCCCUGCUGGCCAUGGCCAUUUUUGCUGGAGCCCUCUGUGCCCUCCUAGAGGUGUUCAUCCGAGAUCACAUCAUCCUGGAGACCUUCAGGACCAGCUCCUUCCUUCUGCAGGGCUCCUGGCUCUGGCAGAUUGGGUUUGUGCUGUCCUCACCCUGGGGAGGAGCAGGCUGGGAUCAGACUGACCACAGCAACUACACCUUCCUCACCAUGUGCUUCUGCUGGCACUAUGCAGGGGCUCUCGCUGUCCUGGCAGCAAACUCAGCUGCAUCUCGCUGCUGCAAUGAAUCCUGCCAGCUGAAAUUUGGGGACAUUGACGUGGAGCUGGACUGUGGCAUGUGCAUCCGCAGGGGCCCACGCAGCUCCAGCGGUGCCCUGCUGCCAGAGAGCCCCUCAGAUGACAAAUGAAGGCAUGGACACAUCUUCCCCUCCCCACCCUGUGGCUUUAGAGCUCUGGAAAUGAGGGCUUUUUUGUUCAUUAGUCUUGCCAAUCUACCCCCAACAGUUGAUGGUGGAGCAUCAGAAGUGAGAGGCAGGAGUGAGCACAGCAGGAGCUGCAAAGCCCUUCCUGGGCAUGGCUUUGGCAGGAGCAAACCAGGCUCAGCUGGGAGGGACCUUCUCACUUCUUUCUGGACUGGGAAGCACCAGGACUGGUUUGCUGGUGGAGUCCAACUGGUGUGUGGCCCAUUUGGGCUGAUUUCAACAGUGUUCAAAGCUCCUAAGGGCUGUCCCUCACUCUGGUGGUGAUGGAGAGGGGGGU